Molecule: messenger RNA, 1716 nt
Organism: Hylaeus volcanicus
Lineage: Eukaryota; Metazoa; Arthropoda; Insecta; Hymenoptera; Colletidae
Product: translation initiation factor IF-2-like
Exons: 1
Coding region: 1-1716 (571 amino acids)
Molecular function (GO): zinc ion binding; nucleic acid binding
Source: RefSeq, a predicted model, not a curated record
AUGGUGCGCCAGCUGCGGAUUGCAGCGGCCACCAUCAGACACGCUGCCGUCGAACAGGCGAAGCGUGUCAAGACCUCGGCCCGGGAGGUGGAGCUGGAGCGGACGGUCGCCGAGCUCAGGGCCCGCGUGACCGAGCUGGAAGCCCGGCUUGCGCGAGGCCCGGUCGCGCCUGCCGCGGUGCCGCCGCCUGUCGAUCCGGCGGUAUCGGUGCCGGUGCCCCCUUCGCGGCCGAGUGCGUCCUCGACGGCGAGGUCGAGUCGGCCUGCUGCCUCGAGGCCUGCGCCCGCCGGUCCGUCGCGGAAGCCUGCGAUGGGCGGCGCGACCCUCGCGCCGGGCGUGGACGUCGAGGGCCUCAUCCGUCGCCCCUGCGGCGAGAUGGAGGUGCGCCUCGCGGCGCGCCUGGGGGCGGUCUCGCUGGUGGCCGCCGCGAGCGGGGCUCCGCAGCGGGUGCCGCGGGCCACGCCGCGCCCUCCUGCGGGUCCCUCCCAGCCUGGCCGCUCGGCGGUGGGGAGCCGCCCCGCGACAGACAGCGGGGAGCCCGCGAAAAAGAAGAGAGGCAGGAAGAGUAGCGGGAAGAAGCAAGCGGGUGGCGCCGCUGCCCAUCCUGCUCCGGCCUUGCCGGGCCGAGACCGGCCCCGUGCCGCGCCUGCCCCGGCUGCGUCCCGGGCGAGGCCUACGCCUGCGCCUGUCGCGCCCUCCCUGACCCGUCCGGCACCUGAGACAUGGUCGAAGGUGCUCGGACGCAAGGAGAGGCGUGCGGAGGCGGCACGCUCUCGCACUCGCGGGGCGUGGCCGGCUGGAGCUCCGGCCGGGCCGCGGGUUCGUCCGGCGCGUGUGCCGAAGACGGCGGCGGUAUCCCUCACGGUCGCCCCGGGCAGCGCCAUGACCUACUCAGAGGUCAUGACAAAGGCGGUCGCUGGCGUGCGGUUACGGGAUGUCGGGGUAACCGGCAUCCGGUACCGCAAGGGGCAGACCGGGUCCUCCAUUUUGGAGAUCCCGGGCCCGGACAGCGCUGCCGGGGCGGACCGCCUGGCUGGUCGCCUGGCGGAGCUGUUCGCCAGCACGGACGUGAGGGUGUCCAGGCCGAUUAAAUCCGCCGAGGCGCGGGUUAGCGGCCUGGACGAAUCCGUCACGGCCGACGGCGUGGCGGCGGCAGUUGCCGCGGUAACCGGGUGCCCGGUGGACAGGGUCCAAACCGGCAUCAUCCGGCGUUCUGGGUCCGGGCUGGGCACCGUCUGGCUCCGCUGCCCGGCGGCUGCCAUGAGGGCCCUCCUGGCGGCUGGCCGCCUGCUCGUCGACUGGUCGUCCGCCCGAGUGGAGGCCUUGCCCGCGCGAGCCCUCCGAUGCUUCAGGUGCCUGGAGCUCGGGCACGUGCGGCAGAAAUGCCCCCUCGAGGCGGACCGCGGGGACCGGUACUACAGGUGCGCCGGUGCGGGCCACCGGGCACGUGAGUGCACGGCGCCCAUGCGAUGCCCGGUCUGUGCUGACCUGGGCAGGCCAGCCGACCACCGGCUUGGGGCCAAAAAAUGUGCCCCUCCACCGCCAAAGCAGGGGAGGAAGGCUCGCGUGACGACCCCGAGUUCGGGCGAAUCUAUGCCGGUCAAUCGACCGGCGGCAGAUGCGCCGGCGCUGGCGCCGGCUGAGGCGCUGCGGGCGAGAUCGCCCGCUGCGAUGGAGGGAGGAUCCGGCAUGGAGGAGGCCAUGGACAUGGCCUAA